Gryllus bimaculatus (two-spotted cricket) is the source of this 3383-nucleotide messenger RNA. Lineage: Eukaryota; Metazoa; Arthropoda; Insecta; Orthoptera; Gryllidae. The record is from the annotation of a GenBank genome assembly.
GAUUUGCUCUACAUUAGAAUUUAUUUAAUCACGCUUUUGACGUAAAUUAGCUUUUUAUGGUAUCUUCCAAUCGGAAGCUUGACUUGCCCUCAUAGUGACGUAACUGUAGCGAUAUUAAGCUCUCGUUUGGAUGAAACUGCGACAGCUGAUAUACGUCAUGUGCACGACUAAAUAAGUCGUACUAUAUGGAGUCGACUCCCCUCUCGAAUAGAACACUGUCCCACUGGUUGUAUGAAUCCGCUUAGAGAAGUGUUUUCAAGUUGAUCAAGUUUCAUAUUUUUCGUUGUGCAAAAUAUAUUUUCAUCAUUAAGUUUUUUCACAUGAAGCAUUAAUUUUUAAAAGUAACGUGUGAGCAAAACGCAUCUCUUCAGAAAUGUCAGAAGAAGAACUGAAUAGCUACGAAGCGGAUUGGAAUGCUGCGUCUACUAUUAAAUCAGGAUUGAAAAAGCACACCUUAGAUUCAGAUGAAGAGGAUGACGGCGAAGAAAAGAAAUAUGAAAUUAUGGAAGAUGAUGAUAUAGAAGGACAAGAAGAUGGUGCAGGUGGGUUUGAUGGAGAAGUUACCAUAACACCGUUCAACAUGAAAGAGGAAAUGGAAGAAGGUCAUUUUGAUACAGACGGAAAUUAUCAUUGGAAAAAAGAAGGAAAAAUGAUACGUGAUAAUUGGUUAGAAAAUAUUGAUUGGGUAGAGAUCAAAAAACAAGAAAAUCCACCUGAACAAGUUGAGACGAGUGAUAGUGAAGAUUCUACUCCAUUUGAUCAAAUUCCCACAUAUCGCAAAAUGUUGACAUUGAUGAAACCUGGUGAAUCUGUCACUAGAGCAUUACGAAGGCUAGGUGGCACAAAAACUAUGUCGGCAUCUGAAAGAUGGCGACGUAAGAAGGCAGGUCUGCUGGAGAACAGUGAUGAAAACCGCCAGCAAGUUAUUGAUUUGACAGAGCUUGCAAAUACCUUAUUGACUGAGACUGGCAAUAUGGACAUAUAUGAGGAAACAUUUGAACAUAUAACUUCUCUGGUUGCAGCGGCUGACAAGAAGCAUGCAGUUGCUCAUCCUAAACCUAAAUCAUACGAUGAUGCAUUGGACAUGUAUGCUGAUGAUUUUGAUGAAAAGGAGAAAGCUCGUCUUUCAGAGAAUGAGAAACUCAUAAAUGCUGGAGAGAGUUUGGCUGGAAGUGAUAAUGUCUCAAAAACGGAGGAAGUUAGAAAACAUAAGCUGGAGGAGAGGGAUGGAGAAAGGCCAAACAAACGUCCAAAGGUGCAGUUUCAAGAGAAAGUAAAAGUGGUCACAAUAUCGGGAAACAAUGAUGCAGAGAAGCUUCUUGAGAAGAAAGAAGAAAGUGAAGAAAAAGAUCUCCCCAAUUCAGAUGAAGUUUACUGGGAAUUCAAAUGGAAAGAGGACAGUCCUGAAGUGGAAGGCCCCCAUUCUAGCUCUCAGAUGCACACGUGGGUGGAAGAGGGACGUUUUAAGGAGCCAGUAUGGGUGCGGAAAGUGAAACAAAAUGGACCAUUUUACUCUUCUGCGAGAGUAGACUUCGAAUUAUACUUCUGAAUUAUUGUAGGGUAUACUUACAAAUACGAUUUUCUGUUGUAAAUUUGUCUGAUUUUACAACUUAAUUCUUUUUUGCACAUUCUGUAAUGGCAAAGAAGCAAUUUACUGCAGAUAAGGAUUUUUAAUUGUUUUCACUUAAAAUUGCGUAUUUAUUUCAAAUUUAUUAAAAGGUAUUUUUUACCAAAAUCCUCCAAAUUUUGUUACUAUUAACAUGCAUUCCUCUUAUAUAUACCCCUAGACACACAUUGAAAAACAAUAGAGAUAGUGAUUGUUUGUCAUAUCUUUAGGGCUGUAUCUGUUAUCAUGUUUGUUAUAAUUUUACUUUUAAAAACAUUAUUUUGUGAACAAAUUUUGACUAUUUUCUAAUGCUGGAGUAUACAUGAAUAUGUACUUAGACUUCUUACCAAUUCAUUUGGGAUGUAUAUAUAUUGUCAUUUAUUAAAUUUGUCAUGUUUCCUCUGUAACAUUUGAAACAUUAUGUUGUUUAUCAUUACAGUAUAUUCAUGAAUACAAUUGUUUUACGGCAACCUACUGUAAAUCUCCCUAUGUUGAAGGCAAUAGGGAGUUUUAGCACCAGGUGUUAGGUGGCAUCCUAAAAUUCUAUUGGUCACGCGACAAACGCUUUUAUACGAUUGUAAUGAACAAUGUUAAAAAGAGUUUCAGCAAAUUGCGUUAUGCAUUAUAACAAAAGAAACAUUUCAUUCGUUGAACAAAGAAGUUACAUAAUACAUGAAAGCGUGUAGGCUAGUGUUGAGACAUUUAAACCAUGUAUGACCCAAGAGUAUAACAAAUGUACAUUGCACACAGAGUUUUACAUUUUUUGCUUCCCCUCCCCCACUCGUUAUGAGUAUUCGAUCUGGAAUUUUGAAUCAGCUUUUCUAGAGUAAGUAGAAAAUAUCUUAAAACAGCGUUCGUUUUGAGCAUAAGACAUAACCUAUUCCGGAGACAUGAUUUAGUCUUCUUUUUCACGAAUUUCUUUCCUGGAACCUCUCCAACAUAACUCGUUAAUUCUUACCAGUGUUGUGGAGAUAGUAAGGAAUAAUUGUAACUGCCUCACAUACAAGAAUUUGUUUACCAGAGUUGGAAAAAUAUAAUUUCCCCGUUUUUAGGCAGCCAUUUUGCCGCUUGUAAGGUGACCAUAAAAACACCUACAGGUGUCAAUUAUUUAUGGAUGUGUAAGGUCGUACCUUAGGCUUAAGGUAAGACGUUAUAACAAGCUCCAUUAUGUGACUGUUGGUGCAUAACGCCGCUACCUUACACGUGGCGCUAAAACUCCCUAUUGUAGAUAGGUAUUAAUCUGUUUACCACUUGUGUGUGUUGUUAACAUGUCCUAUUGAAGGAAGUUUCUAAAUAAACUUGAACGUAAAGGAUUUCGCAAGGUAUCAAAAAUUGUAUUUUUGGUAAAUUAGAGACUUAACUGUUUGAAUAAUGAAAUACCAGGAUAAACUAUGCCAGCCACAGCGAGCCUUGCUAUUUGUAAAUGUAAACAAUUCAGAAUAAAAGUAAUUCAUAUUAGUUACGGGGAGAAUUAUUAUUAAUUGUAAUAUUACAAUUAAUAAUAAUUAUCACCAAUAGUACAAUUAGAAAAAUGUAUAUAGAUAAAUUAACCUCCUUUUCGUGACACCAAUCGAAGCUCUUCUCAGUAAUCUUAUUUACUAAUGUGUGAAGAUGAUGUGACCGACGUCAAAGUGCAGAUUUCCUCAAUGAACGUAAUUUCUUUAGAUAUAUUUAGGUUCAGGAGAAUUAUUUGUAUCCAUCUUUCUCAAACCAGGGUAUACAAAUAUUGAUAAUAUUGUGUAUUCAAAUAGAUAUAUUGGAAGCUACAUCCCAAAAU